CAUAACUCGAUAAUCGAUUGAGUUGCGUGGCUCGCCUGCUGCUGUUUAAAAGCAUAAAUAAUUUUGUGAUAAUUAUGUCGUCAUAUUUUAGUGAACAUGAUUGCUCUGGUGGAGAAGUACCCAACCAUUUUCUUGACUUUGCCCGUCUCAUUGCUACUGGAGGAUAUUGGGAGCAAGUUGGACUUCAGUACAAUGAUCUUUUUGGCCACAAACCCCCACCUCCCACUUCAAGAGCUGUUAUAGCAGAUUUGGAAACUAUCACUAUAGAUGAAGCAGGAACAAGUCAGCAGUGUCCUGUGUGUCUAAAGCAGUAUGAAUUGAGUGAAAAGUGUCAUCAACUGCCAUGCAAGCAUCUCUUCCACAUCACCUGUGUGUUACCGUGGCUCAACAAGACCAACUCUUGUCCCAUGUGCCGUCACGAGCUCAAGACUGAUGAUGAAGCCUAUGAGGAAUAUAAACUGAGGAAGAAAAACGAAGCAGAACGCAAGGCCCAGCUGGAAACUCUGCACGACUCUAUGUUUUCUUAAGAACUUGC
Molecule: messenger RNA, 535 nt
Organism: Hyalella azteca
Lineage: Eukaryota; Metazoa; Arthropoda; Malacostraca; Amphipoda; Hyalellidae
Product: E3 ubiquitin-protein ligase RNF181
Exons: 5
Coding region: 75-527 (150 amino acids)
Biological process (GO): protein ubiquitination
Cellular component (GO): cytoplasm
Molecular function (GO): ubiquitin protein ligase activity
Source: RefSeq, a predicted model, not a curated record